CACCGAGGACGUUCUUCUGCAGCACCAUGGAGAUGGCGCCGCGUCCCCCAGUGGCGGUCUGUGUUCUUUGGCUGCUGAUGUGCACCGUUGACCUGACCUCUGGGCUGACCUCUGAUGUCAACGGUACGUCAAAACAGGCUUCACUUGUACGCGACUGCAGUGACCUGCCUCAAGGAACAGCCAGUGGUGUCUACAUGAUAAUGGUAGAUCUUCUGACUCCGACCCCGGCGUAUUGUGACAUGGACGAUGGCGAGGGAUGGAUCGUCUUCCAGAGAAGAGCCGACAUCACACCCAGGCAGGACUUCUUCCAGGACUGGGAGGCCUACAAGUGGGGCCUGGGAAGUUUAGAAGGAGAGUUCUGGUGGGGACUUCACUAUCUCUGGCAGCUGACCUCCCAGCUAGACCGCGUUUACGAGCUAAGGGUGGAUCUCUCGGAUUUUGAAGAGCAGACGGCGUACGCCACCUACCAGAAGUUCGCCAUCGAAUCCGAGGAUGAGGGAUACAGAAUUGACUUUGGCGACUACUUCGGGACCGCCGGAGACAGUCUUACCUACCACAAGGGAAUGAAGUUCUCCACUAUUGACAGGGACAACGACAUUUGGCCGGGCAACUGUUCAUCUAACAACCAAGGGGCCUGGUGGUACAAAUCCUGCUGCAUUUCCAACCUCAACGGACUGUACAAACCCGGAGUAUCAGACUACGUAACCGUCUUUUGGCAUGAAUGGCGACACAACGACAGCCUGAACGCCACCACAAUGAAGAUCAGACCCACAAAUACACUCUAAACACGCGGAGCCGUAGGCAGCAGAUGUAAGCUUUUCAUAUUUAUUUCUCUCAUAUACGCAUAUAUGAUAUUUACACUUACAUCAUUCGUGCAUCACAUAUGUCACUCAUGUACAGUGUAAGCGCUUAAAUACAAGUUCACGGUGGAAGCUCUACGGGACCCUGUCCCGCCCCGCAUCUCCCCGCCAAUGGACCACAUACCCGUCCUCGCCGGGGCAAUGCCCCAGGCCACUGCACUGGCCGGGCCCGCGACCCGUCACCCUGACAGGGUGGCAAUCCGCGCGCCCGGCCGGCCGGCCGACACUUUAUAUAGAGCCGGCCUCUGGUUAGCCGGGUAAAACAGAUGCAAACUUUCAUUAACCUGCACCCUUUCUAGUGUAUUUUCGAUUUGGAAAAGUCAUGUUUGGUUUUGGGAAGCUGUUUUUUUAUUAACUGCUGAAUAUGGAUUUUGGUUUUGUGUUGUUCUUGAAAAAUGUAUUGCUUCAUCGAAAUCGGUUUAUUCAAU
Amphibalanus amphitrite is the source of this 1288-nucleotide messenger RNA. Its product is annotated as techylectin-5B-like. The record is from RefSeq and is a predicted model, not a curated record. The transcript has a single exon. Bases 27 to 785 code for a protein of 252 amino acids. NCBI's taxonomy places the organism in Eukaryota, Metazoa, Arthropoda, Thecostraca, Balanomorpha, Balanidae.